AUGCCGGAUAACGACUCGGCUGAGGUGGGGAAUGAAGAAGCCGAAUGCUUUGAUAAGACUUUGACAUUGACUAACGGCAUCGCGCUGGAAUUUGUGGCUUGGUUUGACAGUGGCCGGCGUCGUACGGAGAAUAAAUAUUAUGUUAAAGGAAGCUACAUCGACAGCCGCUCCCUCCAACCCAGCAAUACCUCCACGAAGCAACCAAUUUCGCAUGAUAAAGCCUGGCAGCUCAUAAGUCAUGACAAGGAGAGGUCUGAGCUCCUUGACAGGACUUCGCCGACUUGGCUCGGCACCGAUAUUGGGCACGAUUCCGCUGCAGACGAGUCGCCUGAUGAGCCAGAGAAGCCAAAGUAUCCCAAUGCGGUUGACAUUGAAGCGCCCGAUGAUCCAGAAAAUCCGGUGAACUAG
This is a messenger RNA of Aspergillus tanneri, 408 nucleotides long. RefSeq lists its product as uncharacterized. The transcript is spliced from 2 exons. Bases 1 to 408 code for a protein of 135 amino acids. NCBI's taxonomy places the organism in Eukaryota, Fungi, Ascomycota, Eurotiomycetes, Eurotiales, Aspergillaceae. The record is from RefSeq and is a predicted model, not a curated record.